Messenger RNA from Coccidioides immitis RS, 3336 nucleotides. Its product is annotated as TBC domain-containing protein. The transcript has a single exon. NCBI's taxonomy places the organism in Eukaryota, Fungi, Ascomycota, Eurotiomycetes, Onygenales, Onygenaceae. The record is from RefSeq and is a predicted model, not a curated record. The coding region runs from base 1 to 3336 and encodes 1111 amino acids.
AUGGCCGAGCCAAUCGUCCGCCCUGCUAACAGCCAAAAGCGAUCGUCUUCACAGACCUCUACAUCGUCUCGGAGGAGCCAGAAAGCGAAAACUCUUCGGGGAAAACCACCGCAACGACUUUCGACAUGUUCCUCUACCCAGUCGACUGACCUUACCUCUUUCCCUUCCUUAUCUCCAGAUAGAUCACCGGCGGGUUUCUACGGCGAGCCUGCAAUAAAUCACGCCCUGAGCCAGGCAUUAUUGCUAGAGGAUGAUACACGGACCCAAGGAGCAGAGCGUGGACGCAAAGCUACCCUUGCUGGCCUCACAACGAGCCUGCCUCAGGUUGCCGGUCGGGCUGCCUUGUUCAGCGACUCUGUCCCGUUUCAAGACGUGCCGGGCUCGCUCCACCUUGCCGGUGACGACCAUAUUGAACGGCUCAUUGCUCGUACAGGUGCCAUAAAACUGGUGAGACAGUUUGCGAGGGAUCUCGCCCUGCGGGAUGCUGAAAUAUCGGCACUGCGGCUCCGCGCCGACGAAAGGGAGCGUGAACUGAAAAAGAUGCUUCGUGAAAUGGAAGUUUCGAAUCAAGAUAUUGAACGUCGCCUCUAUGUGCUUGAGAACCCGGCGGGCAAACAGGAAGCUGACCGUGGGUCUGAUCAAAAAGCCUCGUCGACUGAGCAGCGGAGUCAUACCGUCACUAUCGACCACAUGAUGAACCAAGCUAUGCUCGAUGAUGUUGGUGGCCUGAUUCUUGAUGCUACAGCAUAUGAUAAGGGAAAGGACGAUUUACAGGCGACUAUCCGUCCCAACCGCGUUGACGGCGAUACACGAUCUCGCAAUUCGAGCCUACGAUCUGUCAAGAAGCCAGUCGUUGCCACGCGUGGAUGGCAGGACUACAUUUGGGGAAGUAGGGCUCCUAGCCGCAAGACUAGUGGAGCAAGUAGCGUGAUCAGUGACACUGGGGAGAGAGACGAUGAACCGGCGAUUCGCGUGCCACAAUCCCGUGUGCCUAGCGGUCCGGGUCGUCGUAAGGCUUUGGAUUCGGAUUUGUUUCUACCGCCUGAGGCUGACUCCACGCCCACUAUACUUACGGAGCCAGAUAACUUGAAGCCGGGUGAUGGUGACGAUAGCAGCAUCCGUUCAAAGCGGUCAGCAAGGUCCGUAACUUCUUGGACUGUGAAGCUGUUCGCAGGAAACCACCAAGCGAGCAAAGAUGGCGGGACAGUUCGUAGUCGAGCAAGAUCUGAUACUCCAGACUCUUUGAACCGGAGCUCAUCACCCGCAAUGCCGCCAAAGGCAGCUGGUUCUGCUGUGGCGGCUUUAAAACGUAUAAACGGCGGUACCGGUGUCCAGUCACUGUCCGGAAGGUCCUCUGCGGCGUCCAGCAUUCGUGGCUCGAACAAAAGUGCUAUUAUUACUACUACUUCUUCAGCUUCACGACGAAAUACUGUUCAAACGGUCGCUCUAGAACAGAGAAGUGCGAAGGGCGAUUCGACACAUCUUGGCCCAGUUGAAAUGGACGCCAUCCUUCCGAUGGAGUCUCGCCCCCCAACACUCACUCAUAUCUACAACGAUUACAAUCCGGGGGAACUGCUCACCGAUCGUUUUGGGUUUAUCUAUGACCAACGAAGGAAUAGACGACAAAAGGAGGCUAGCAGCGAAUGUAUAAAGCAGGUUAAUAAUAAAGACGUCAGUGGCUCUCAAAAAGGGAACCAGAAAAGCUCGGAAGAUGCUGAAGGUGAGAGUACAGCUGCCAAUGAAUGGCAGGAUUAUCUCAAGGUUGCCACGAAACCAACUGAACUCCUCUCUCACACCCCCGCCGCUGGUCUGAUUAUUGUAGUAGAACCUACAAAACCUCGCUCUUCGUCAGUCACCAUUGGAAAAGAUGGAUCUCUCUCGGUGGUUCACUCAAGCCCUCAACUUUCUACCCUUACAUCAACGGUCGUAGAAACAUAUGGUGAAUUUGCAGGAACGCCCACUGAAUCUCAAGCUUUAGAACCAGCAACAUCAGAGCAAGAGCCGGUGAGACUGCUGCUCCAGCGUUUGACAGAUCUUCACGAUUCUUCUCAGCGAGAACGGACCGUCAAAUGGAAUGAGUUCAUGCGCAAAGUUCGUGCCGAGCGACGGAAAGAAGGUGAAGCUGCGGCUGCUUCGGCAGCCCAAGACCGCUCCAAUAUUUCUCUUGACAUGCCCGAAGUUGCCAUUGCGGAUGGAGAGGUAGUUGGCAUAUCAGGUUUGGGAAAUAAAGGCAAGGUCGGUCGCGCAAAGUGGCGGGAAUUCAGAACGCUUGUCCUUGGGGGUAUUCCAGUUGCAUAUCGUGCCAAAAUUUGGGCCGAAUGUAGUGGAGCCUCUGCAAUGCGAGUUCCUGGAUAUUACGAAGAUCUUGUCAAAGAAAGCUCAAACCACGAUGCAGACCCGAGCAUCAUUGCACAAAUUGACAUGGACAUCAAUCGGACCUUGACAGACAAUGUAUUUUUCCGAAAGGGCCCAGGUGUUGCGAAGUUGAAGGAGGUUCUCCUUGCGUACUCGCGACGCAAUCCGGAAGUGGGAUAUUGCCAGGGGAUGAACUUAAUUGCUGGCUCUUUGCUGUUGAUUAUGCCUACUGCGGAAGAUGCGUUUUGGGUUCUGACUUCUAUUAUUGAGAAGAUAUUCCCUCCCCAUUACUAUGACCACGGUUUGGUUGCCUCCCGCGCAGACCAGCAGGUGCUUCGACAAUAUGUGGCCGAAAUUCUACCUAAAUUAUCCUUGCACUUGGAUGACCUGGGCAUAGAACUUGAGGCUCUGACGUUUCAAUGGUUCCUUUCUGUUUUCACGGACUGCUUGUCUGCCGAAGCAUUGUAUCGUGUUUGGGACGUGGUGCUGUGCCUUAGUGCCCCAGCGAUGUAUAUCCCUCCCACUGCACCACAGCCUCAGAAACUCUCUACCGCGGAUUCCAGCAACGGCAAUGCCUUAUCCGCGCCCGGUACACUUACCAAUCCGACACCCACCUCAACGGCACCGUCUGUCUCCGAAAACGAAGUGUCCAACAACACCGGUGGUGGUAGCACAUUCUUAUUUCAAGUCGCAUUGGCUCUUCUCAAGCUCAAUGAGCAGCAGUUACUGAGUACCUGUUCCACUCCCGCUGCAAUCUAUACGUACAUCAAUCACCAGAUGACAAAUCACGCGAUUAGCAUCGACGGCCUUAUUGAGGCCAGCGAUGCUCUACGGAAUGUCGUCAGGAGGGAAGACGUACUUGCACGACGAGCUGCUGCCAUGAAAGCCAUGAUUGCAGCCAAGCCAUCGCCAGGGUCAAAUAGUCAACGCUCCGUUGACGGCGAUGACUCGACAAAGGUAUCAGACUGUGGAAAUGUUUAG